Molecule: messenger RNA, 2141 nt
Organism: Pyrenophora tritici-repentis Pt-1C-BFP
Lineage: Eukaryota; Fungi; Ascomycota; Dothideomycetes; Pleosporales; Pleosporaceae
Product: KIP1, Kinesin protein
Biological process (GO): microtubule-based movement
Cellular component (GO): kinesin complex; nucleus; microtubule
Molecular function (GO): microtubule motor activity; ATP hydrolysis activity; ATP binding
Source: RefSeq, a predicted model, not a curated record
AUGGACCCCCCUAUCCGCCCCUCCAGUUCGCUAUUCGAUGUCUUCUUACGCCUACGCCCUUCCAAUUCCAAGGAUGCGCGGUUCCUGAGUGUAGAGGAGAGCGAGCAAAGCCACCCGACGCACAUCACCAUACAACCCCCUACAAACGACAAGCGCAAGCGAGCUGUUGAGCGCUUCGCGUUUACACAAGUCUUUGAGGAAGAUGCGCGGCAAAUGGAUGUGUUCAAGGGCACUGGGGUGAUCCCAAUGAUUGAGGGAGUCAUGGGUGCACCAGGCCACCACGGACGAGAUGGAUUGUUUGCGACUCUGGGUUGCAGCGGAUCCGGCAAGAGUCACACAAUUCUCGGAACAAAGACGCAGCGCGGCCUCGUCCAGAUGACGCUCGAUGUCGUCUUCCAGACCUGUGAAGAGCAACUUGUACAAUCAUUUUAUGGCGCACCCGCUUUCUCCUCCUUGGCAACAGCAGAUGUCUCUGAAGCUCAAUUGUAUACGGCGACCGCAUAUCUGGACAACAUGUAUGGAGACAAUCAGUCAGAGCGAUUCCCGUCGCGAGCGAAUACCCCGAUGCAGGAUUGUAGUAUAUUCUCCACAGGAAGCAACUGGAAAUCUAGCAAGAUUCCACGCCCAUCAACGCUGCCACAGACACCUUCUGUUGCAGACAUCCAACUUCCCGCAGACCCGACCGUCGAAUACGCUAUCGUUAUGUCUAUGUACGAGGUAUACAACGACCGCAUCUUCGAUCUCCUGAGCGGCAGUGCAAGCAAGAAUAAGCAGCCCAAUGUGAAGCGAAGAGCAUUGCUGUUCAAGAACACUGAGCAGAGUCCUGACCGAAAGGUCGUUGCUGGUCUUACCAAGAUCAUCUGUGGCAGCUUCGAGGAGGCUAUGAUGAUCCUGGAGACUGGGCUCAUGGAACGUAAAGUUACUGGCACGGGCAGCAAUGCCGUCAGCUCACGAAGUCACGGCUUCUUCAACAUUGAGAUCAAGAAGCGCGAUGCUGAAACCAAGGGUCCUUGGUCUAGCAGCAAUCUCACCAUUGUUGACUUGGCCGGAUCUGAGCGUGCCCGCAACGCAAAGACAGCGGGCGAGACACUUGCUGAGGCUGGCAAGAUUAACGAAUCGCUCAUGUACCUGGGCCAGUGUAUGCAAAUGCAGUCGGACAAUCAGGGUGGCUCAAAGAACAUCGUGCCUUUCCGUCAAUGUAAACUAACAGAGAUACUCUUCUCAAACUCCUAUCCUACCCCUGGUCGUCAAAUUCAACACGAUCGCCAGCCACAAAAGUCCAUUAUGGUUGUCACAGCAGACCCCAAGGGCGACUUCAACGCCACAUCUCAGAUCUUGCGCUACUCUGCACUCGCUCGCGAGGUAACUGUACCGCGAGUACCAUCCACUACGGAGGCCAUACUCUCCGGUCUACCACAAAAGCGUCCCGGCACAGCCUGCUCCGGCCGCGCAACACCUUCCGCCAUAAUGGAAGAGCUUGAUAACGCCAACGCCGAAGUUGCACGCCUGACAGCAGAGAUCGAAGCCUUUGCCCUCCGCCUCUCUGAAGAGACAGCCCGCCGACGAGCAGCAGAAUCUUCCUGGGCAGCAGCCGAAGAGCACAUGGUCGACCUCGAGCAGGAAAUCCGCGACGAAUGCUACCUCGAAAUGGAAACAGCAGUAGAACAAGAACGCCGCCGCUGGCAAGCUGCCCUAGAAAACGAACAAGAUAACCAACAAGCCCACAUCGACUCCAAAAUCGACGUCGUCAUCCGCGCCACCAAAGCUCAGAUGAAGCAAGAGGUUAAAGUCUACGAAGACCCAGACCCGGAACUCCGCGACAGGGUAGAGGAGUUGGAGCGCGAGAACGAGAUGCUACGGGCUAAGCUAGAGGCUAAGGAGCGCGAGACUAUGCAAAGGUCUGCGAGCCCGGUGAAGAAGAUGAGGAUCCUCAAGACGAAGAAGUGGGAGGAUCCCGAUGGGGGGUUGCGCAUGUAUGAUGAUUGAACGAUGUUAACGUCUGUUGUGAUGAACUGCAUUGUUGCAUGGGCGGCGUAUGGGAGGAGUUGGGUUGUUCAGUUGGGUUAAUGGGCCUUGUUUUACUAGGCAUGCAUUUGUGAUACCACGAUUUCUUGUUCUUCUUCAACAGAAACUCUUCUUUA